Molecule: messenger RNA, 5978 nt
Organism: Dromaius novaehollandiae (emu)
Lineage: Eukaryota; Metazoa; Chordata; Aves; Casuariiformes; Dromaiidae
Gene: SLC16A14
Product: solute carrier family 16 member 14
Exons: 7
Coding region: 2133-3683 (516 amino acids)
Biological process (GO): transmembrane transport
Cellular component (GO): membrane
Molecular function (GO): monocarboxylic acid transmembrane transporter activity
Source: RefSeq, a predicted model, not a curated record
GUGUAAGUGCCGGGCGAGGCACCGGCUGGGAAGCCCCCAAAUUCACGGUCUGGGGGGCGGGCGAGGGAAUCACACCCUCCCCUCCAGCCUUCCCCGGUAACAGCCGGUAACCUGUGGCGAUGGAGAUGCAGCGCUAGAUGCAAGCUGCCCAUUCCCCAGGCACCAGCAGGAGACAAACAGGUACCGGCGCCCAUCCCCGCUGCUGCGGGGCUGCCGGCCCGCCCGCCCGGCAGCUGAGGGCCGGGCAGCAGAAGGGUCCCUCCACCAGCCCCGCAGGGACGGGGCAGGACUCUGCUCAGGGGCAGAAGAGCAGCAACCCCAGCCUGAAUUUUGAACUGCCACUGACCUCCUUCCUGCUUGCUUGUGACCCUAGCAACUAGCUGGGAAGGUUUUAAGGUACCCCUGAUUUCCUCUCAUUGCUGGGCAUGCAGGCUCGGGCACCGGGGCUCUGAUUUGCAGAAGUGGCCAGUAUUCACAGCUCCAGUGAAGUCACUGACGAAAGAAGUGCUUGUCAUAUUAGCAAGCUGAAGUUAGACUACCGGAACUUCAGACACCCAAAAUAAACUGUUUUUAACAAUGUUUUUUAUGUAUGUCUUCAAAAGACAAAUAAGUAUACGUAUGUCUUUAAUGGGAAGCAAAACUCAUUAGUAUCUAGAAAGCAUUUCUGAGACUUACCCACUGGAAGUGGCAUUAAGGUACAGUUUAGGUCUGUGCUUUUUACCACUGAGACAGUCAGGUACUAGAAGAGAAAGAAUAUGCAAGUUUUUAAUCACAUGGACUUCUUAGAUCAAGAUCAAUUGUUUCUCUGAUGAUCCAGCUCAACGACAAACUGUGCUAGUUGCAGAAAUAUCUGAGUAAGACCUGAGAUUAUGUAGCUGGUCAGACUAGAUGGUUCCACAGGCCUCAAAAUCUGUGAAACUCAUCUGAUUCAUAUUGCUCAGCUCAUUCCACUGCAUUGAACAGGCAGACUCCUAGAAGGUCUGCAGUAAAACCCCUCUUAAAUACAAUGAAGCCCAUCUAGCACAAGCAGUUAUUUGAUGUGAGCUGCACCUUUGAGGCUGCAUCUGAACUGAGUCACUCAAGAGUCAGAGUGGUUUUGGAUUUAGGAGGAAAAUACAGAAGAAUGCGUGAGAGAGGCUUCCGGGGAAGGAUGACUCUUAUGACCUGUCUUUUGCUAUUCUUGUUUCCUCUUUCCGGUUCAUGACAGUACAGACGAUGACAGAUACAAAGGCUAGAAGCAGUAAACUCAUCCAUUUAGAAAUUUGCAGGGAAGGAGGAUGAAUACACAGGCAAAAAUCGCACACUGGAAGACAGUUCUAAAUCAUCACCCUAGAGAGUCUUAACUCCAUUGAUGGUACAGGGAACUUUGCUGCUAACUUUGAUCUUCUUACUGUACCUGCAUUUGUCCCUAAAAUAGCUCAUCUCUUCCCAUGAAUCAGAUUUUCAAAAAAGCUCAACGUCUGUGUAGACACUAACAUUUGGGCCAGUUUUCUAGGAGCUCAGCAUACUAAGUUCUUACACAGUAUAAAAAGCUUUUCUGAAGAAAGAAAUCUAGUCCUUCUCUAGCUGACGCAACAAGAAAGCAGAUUCUCCUGUCUCUCAGUACUGUCCCUCGUGGGGGGCUGUAUUCAAACACUGUUAUUGUGAGUGGGCUUCACUACCUUGCUCAUUGAGAGAAAUGUCUGUGGCUUCACAAACCAGCUCUUUGGUCAUUUUCCUUGCAGUUUCUCUAGGAUUUCACAGUUGCAAAAAGCCCCCCGGGCUUCCCUCCCUCCCAGGAUACUGUGUGCUUGGCAGUGCCGUGGUGUAGGACGACGACUGAGCGGGGGAUAAAUCAGAUGGAAGGAAGAUUUGGUUCUACACCUUGGCUGUUACUCAAUUAAAAAUUGCUUGCAAAUUGUUUUGAGACUAUUUUCACAUUGUGUAGUAAUCUUCAAUUGCAGUAACAAUGGAAGAAAUCGAAGUAAUCAAAUUAAGGCUUUAUCAACCUGAACACAAAGGCACAUGAUCUAACUGGAAUAGCAGAGGUGAUAAAGAAGAAAUACAUAUACAGAGACCAGUCUUACUUUGUAACCACAGACAACCCAUGAAGAGUAAGUGCACUCAGCCAUAUACAAAAUACUGUGGAGAAAAUGUAUACUAGUCGAGAGGAUAUUGGAUAUGAUUUUGGAGAUGACUCAAAAGAUGGAAGUAAGACAAUUCAGCCUAAUCCAAACAUCGAUGGAGGAUGGGCUUGGAUGAUUGUACUUUCCUCUUUCCUUGUACACAUUCUUAUCAUGGGGUCCCAGAUGGCCCUUGGAAUACUCAACAUGGAAUGGCUGGAAGAAUUUAAUCAAAGUCGAGGCUUAACAGCGUGGGUUAGCUCCCUUAGCAUGGGCAUUACACUUAUCGUAGGUCCUUUCAUUGGUUUAUUCAUUAGCAUGUGUGGGUGCCGCAAGACAGCAAUAAUUGGAGGGAUACUAAAUGCCCUAGGUUGGAUACUGAGUGCCUAUGCCUCAAAUGUGCACUGCCUCUUCAUUACAUUUGGAGUGACAGCCGGUGUUGGAAGCGGCAUGGUUUAUCUGCCUGCAGUGGUCAUGGUGGGACAGUAUUUUCAGAAGAGAAGAGCACUUGCACAAGGACUCAGUACAACAGGAACAGGGUUUGGAGCUUUCUUAAUGACUGCGUUACUGAAGUACCUUUGUGUGGAAUUUGGAUGGAGGAAUGCAAUGUUCAUCCAGGGUGCGAUCUCUCUGAACCUUUGUGUCUGUGGGGCACUCAUGAGACCUCUUUCUUCCAAAGAGUUUGUUAAUGAAAAGUAUGUUGUGAGAAAUAAUAGUGAAGUUAAUCAUGCAAAAGCUCUGUCCCAUUCCACAGAGACUAUAAAAUCUAAUGGAGUCUUAAAUGAAGAACAGGAAAAAAAAGAAGAGGCAACAAAUGAAGAAGUGCUUGACAGUGUUCAACGCAUAGAAAGCGGAGGUAAAUCUAGAAGUGGAAGGAAUAUGUAUGGACUGUGCAUUCUUAAGACAGUGAGCCAGCUGACAGUUACAGUCAGGAAGGGGUUUGGAGUUUGGUACUCCAGUUACUUUGGAGCUGCAUCACUGUUUACCAACAGAGUGUUUGUGGCCUUUAUAAUUUGGGCUUUGUUUGCCUAUAGCAGCUUUGUCAUUCCCUUUAUUCAUCUUCCAGAAAUAGUCAAGCAGUACAAUUUAUCGAGUCAGAAUAAUAUAUUUCCUUUGACAUCAAUUAUAGCCAUUGUUCAUAUAUUUGGUAAAGUGAUCCUUGGAAUCAUCUCUGAUUUACCGUGCAUCAGCACUUGGAAUGUCUUCCUCAUGGCUAACUUUACCCUGGUUGCCUGUAUUCUUAUUUUGCCAUUAAUGCAAACAUACAUUAGUCUGGCUGUGAUUUGUGCUCUAAUAGGAUUUUCUAGUGGCUAUUUUUCUCUAAUGCCUGUUGUGACUGAAGAUUUAGUUGGAACUAAACACCUUGCAAAUGCCUAUGGCAUCAUCAUUUGUGCCAAUGGAAUAUCUGCAUUGCUUGGACCACCCUUUGCAGGUUGGAUCUAUGACAUCACACAAAAAUAUGAUUUUUCAUUUUACAUAUGUGGCUUGCUAUACAUGGUGGGAAUAAUAUUUUUACUUAUCCAACCUUGUAUUCAAAAGAAACAACCAAGAGAAAAAUCUACAGAAGAGGCACAAGUAUAGAGCAAUGAUACAGAUGUUUUUUCUACAGAAUUUCUUGUUUUUAUGUUUCUAUUGUGUGGCAGUAUAAAGCUGUUCUUCUUGUGGAAUCAAUCACAUUGAGCUGUACUAAAGUGAAAACAAAACAUGCUCCAAAAUGCUAAUAAAUUAUUAGAUAUAUGCUUUUAAAAUGAGUUAAAAUUUUUUACUUUACAACAAAUACAGAAUUAGAAGCACACGACCAGUCUUUUAAAAUCUGAACAGUGGUAGAAACCUUGAUGCUUGAUUCUCUUAACUUUUCACCACUACACACUGGUGAAACUCCAUUGACUGCAAUGCAGUUACUCUGGAUUUACACAAGUCCUAGAAGAGAAUCUGAUCUGGGCAUGAAUGAUGUACAAAAGUCCUUCCUACUGUGUAUGCUAGCUGAUAAAAGAUUAGUUACUGAGUAUAAGAAGAUGAUGGUAUUUCUUACGUGGCUAGUUAGUACCACUGAAAUACUAGUACAAUAAUUCAAUUAAUUUAAUGUAUUAAAAUUACUAUUUCUGCAAUGAAAAAUUGAAAAAGAAUUCUUAUAUUUUUCUGAAAGGGCUCUCUACUUCAAGGAUUCUUAUAUUUUAUUUUUUUAAAGUAUCAACUGCAUAAUAAAGUAGCCAUCCUCAAUAUACAGGCUGCAUUAAAAAUGGUCAGACACUUGAUGCACCUAAAGUAAAACAAACAUAAAAGCAAAACCAGGGAAUGAAUGGAAAAUAUUAAUUUGAUUCUUCAACAGAAAUGAUGAGCAGCAAAGUCUGAUGAUCUAUUGCAUCAGUUCCACAAACACUAGUUGCCAUGUUCAGAUGGAGUGAUUUCUGAAAUUCUGAUUUCAGUUCAACUACUUGAGCAGUUAUUCAUGAUUUAUAUUGAUAUAAUUGAGAACAGAAUUUGGACCUGUGCACAGAGUGUCUUCUAACUUUGCUUACUGAGAUUUAGCUACAUUAAGAUGGACCAUAUGCAAUGUAAAUUGCUGUAUUUGACUUAACUGACCUAGAACUGCUGAUCAUACCCCUGGCAGGUACAGAGACAUCUGAGAUCAGUACGAAUACUUUCUGUAUUUUCAAAGUUAUACUUCGGAAAGCUAACUUUGGUCUGAUUCUAGUUUGCAGUCUUUUAUGAUACAGAAAUAAUUUACUUAAAUGCACAACAGCUGCUUUAACAAAUCCCUAACAUAAUACCUAAAAUACAAGAAAGAAAACAGUAUUUUGUUAUGGCAUAUCCAGUUUCUUAAACCUGCCUCAUAGUUUGAUGCCUUAAGUUGAAGCAUUUCACCAAGGAUUUCCCAGACUGGAAAAUGAUUCCAGAAACAAUUUGAAGUUCCUGGCUGCUUUACACAACUGGACAUAUUGUACAACUUUGUAUCAUUUUUUUGAUUCCUUCCGUGGGAAUUGUUUACUCUCAGUAACCAAUACUAAAGAAACAGAGACUAAAUAUCAUUUUAGAAAGAACUAGAGUAUAGCAUGUUAAGUUUUGCUAAAAUUAAUUUCAGAACAAAAAACCAUUAAAUUAUGAUGAGUUGUGUUGCUAUAUACAAGUACAGCAUGAACUGGCUAAGACUAGUCACUUUUUUAAUGUUUACUUGCUGGAGAAUUAGAUAAUACAAAGCAGGAAAAGCUCAUUUAAAACAUCAUUUAAAAUCUUUAAAUGAAUUGUCUUAACACUAAGCACAAGAUAUUCAGCAUGGAAUGUUUUGUAUGAUGCUACAAAAUAUAUUUUUCUCAGCUUUGGGAGGUGAAGCUGAUGUUAAUUUUCAUAUAUCAAAUAAAAAUCACUGUGUAGUUCUUUUUGUCAUGUUAGCUUUAUAAAAGUUCUUUCCACGAUAAAUCAUGUUCUUAGUUUAAUACUGAUAUAGGCUGCUGAAAUUCUCUAAAAACAAUUGAUACUUUUCAAAUAAAUUGAACAGAUAUUGGCAGGCAGUUCAGCAUGAAACAGUAUAAUUAUACAGACCUUUUUUUAUAGUUGCAAGCCUGGUUAAAAGGUUCUGAACCUUGACUUAUAUUGUUCCGUAUUGUAAUUCACCAGCUGCUUAGGUUUGCGCUUCUAUAACUGUUGGCAGGGACGUGCUUUAAAAUAGAUCACUGAAAUGAGUCAAGUUAAAAAGCAAAACGUUAAGAAAACCCCAAACUACUGCAAAAGUUAGAUCAGUUCAGUGAUAUAGUAUAGUACGUAUGGCCCUCAAAAUUGAUAUUAAAACAACUGAGAUGGUAGGGAACUGCCACAUGGGGCGUGAACAAGCAGUCAGUAAUUUCUGAAAAUCAGUUUUGUUGCUGGAGAAAACAUUCA